AUGGCUUCUACAGCGAACCCUAGCGGUAGGAGGAGAGUCGGCGGAGCAAUGGAUGGCGAGAAAUUGGUCUUCGGGUCGAGCGAAGGAGUCGAGACCAUCGGGAGUUUCGAGGAGAUGGGGAUUAGCGAGAAUGUUCUUCGCGGUAUCUACUCGUACGGUUACGAGAAGCCCUCGGCGAUUCAGCAGAGGGCGGUUAUGCCGAUUCUCCAAGGGCGCGACGUUAUUGCUCAAGCUCAGUCCGGAACGGGAAAGACCUCUACGAUCGCUUUAUCCGUCUGCCAAGUCGUCGACACUCGGUGCAGAGAAGUCCAAGCCUUGAUCUUGUCCCCAACAAGAGAGCUGGCUUCACAGACACGCAAGACGAUACAAGCUAUUGGGCUUCACGCCAACGUCCAGGCACAUGCAUGCAUCGGUGGGAAGAGCCUUGGAGAAGACAUGAGGAAGCUGGAGCACGGUGUCCAUGUUGUGUCCGGGACACCUGGCCGUGUCUUUGACAUGAUCAAGAGGAGAAGCCUACGCACCAGAGCUAUCAAACUCCUGAUUCUCGAUGAGUCAGAUGAGAUGCUGGGCAGAGGAUUCAAGGACCAGAUCUACGAUGUUUACAGAUACCUCCCACCCGACCUUCAGGUUUGCUUGGUCUCCGCCACUCUUCCUCGCGAGCUUCUGGAGAUGACGACCAAGUUCAUGACGGAUCCGGUGAAGAUUCUUGUGAAGCGUGACGAGUUGACUCUUGACCAGAUUAAACAGUAUUUCGUCAAUGUUGAAAAGGAGGACUGGAAGUUUGAAACACUUUGUGAUCUUUUCGACACGCUUACCAUCACUCAAGCUGUUAUCUUCUGCAACACGAAACAAAAGGUGGACUCGCUUAGUGACAAGCUGAGGAGAGAAAACUUCAGCCUCUCAUCCAUGCACGGGGACAUGCCCCAGAGGGAAAGAGACCAGAUCAUGAAUCAGUUUCGGUCCGGUGAGAGCCGCGUUCUUGUCACGACAGAUGUGUGGGCUCGUGGGAUCGACGUGCAGCAAGUUUCUCUCGUCAUCAACUAUGAUCUCCCCAACACCCGUGAGCUCUACAUCCAUCGUAUUGGACGCUCUGGUCGUUUCGGGCGUAAAGGUGUUGCCAUCAACUUUGUUACCAACGAGGAUCUCAAGAUUCUCAGGGACAUUGAGCAAUACUACAGUACCCAGAUUGACGAGAUGCCAGCAAAUUUAGCUGAUCUUAUCUAA
Microthlaspi erraticum is the source of this 1224-nucleotide messenger RNA. Lineage: Eukaryota; Viridiplantae; Streptophyta; Magnoliopsida; Brassicales; Brassicaceae. The record is from the annotation of a GenBank genome assembly.